AUGGUUCUCCUCGGCGGCCUCGAAAUCGUUGCGGCGGGGUACUUACUGAAAGAGAUCGGAAAGGACGAUGAAGAAGAACGGGAGCGAGAGCGUGAGCGUGAGAAGAGGAGGAGGAGGGAGGGGAAACGAAGACACCAUUCGCACAGUCGCAAUGAUCAUAGACCACACCGCGACGAUGAUAAGUAUGAUUCUCCUCCGUGGCACUCAAGUCGGCUGUCUCAGCAACAAAUGCAACAACUGCAAGUACUCCAACCUCCACAACUGCCCGGCGGUCUUCCCAGACCGUACAGUGCUCCUCCACCUCAGAGCCGUCCCACUGUGAUGCCUGUGGGCGUGCCGGCAUGGCAGGGUCGGCCUCAGUCUGGUCCUCAGAUGCCACCACUUCAGCCAGGCCUGCCGCAGAGCCACGGGACCCGGCCGCUGCAAAAACCGCCAAUGCCGAUGCCCGUGCCCGUGCAACCCCUGCAACAACCAUCUUCACAACAAUGGCAGCAGCAAGGUCGCCCUCAACAACCCCCGGGACCGUCGCCGCAGCCGAACGGGAACUCGAACUUCAUACCACCACCUCUCCAACGACCAGCGACGAUGAAUAUGAUGUAUCCGCCCCCAGGUGUGCACGUUGAUUUAAAGACGGGCAAGAUUCAGUAUGAUAUGCUCCCACCAGAGAUGCCUCGGGGCCAAGGGUCCGAGAAACGAGAGUCCGAGCGGGUCCGCGAGAAUUCGAUGCCCAGUCGCAACGGCUCACAAUCCCAGUUCCCGAUAUACGAAGAGCAGCAGCCGACCUGGCCACAACCGCAGAUUAACGUCACGGUUCCAACUCAGCAUCCAGACCAAGGAGGUGGAGGACGCCCAUCCUUCUCCAGCCCCGCCCCACCACCGUUGCAAGGGUACGCGGAACUCGACGCAGAGACCCCCGGCCGGUAUCGACCGUACAGGAACGAGAAGGCCGCGUUCGGUAGACCUAAGGCGAAUUCCUUUUCGAAUGCGCAUCAUAAUCCGUCACUGUAUGCGCGUGUGGAUGACGAUAGCGAUGUGGAUAUGCGUGAUCCGCCGCCUGCAUAUCGUGAGUAG
Messenger RNA from Rhinocladiella mackenziei CBS 650.93, 1071 nucleotides. RefSeq lists its product as uncharacterized. The record is from RefSeq and is a predicted model, not a curated record. NCBI's taxonomy places the organism in Eukaryota, Fungi, Ascomycota, Eurotiomycetes, Chaetothyriales, Herpotrichiellaceae. The coding region runs from base 1 to 1071 and encodes 356 amino acids. The transcript has a single exon.